GGGUUUUGAGGUGGGGUUUGCUUAAGAGCAGUCCUUCAAGACUGAGUCAGUCACCAGAACUCCUCACAACGCAGCUCUCACAGCUGCCUAUUGGUGGUAUAACUAUCAGUUGUAUUGAUACUUGUAUUUCAGUUGUAACUGUCAUUUUCAUCAGUACUUUUAAACACCUCUGGGUUUUCUGUGCUAAGGAUACUGCAAACAUUCAUUAAAGAAAUAUUAGCUUCAAGAAUAAAGUCAUGAAGAUGCUUCGUUUUGCUCUAUGGAUGUUUCUUGUCAUGCCUAUAAUAUUUGCGUCCGAGGACGUUCUCUAUUUCAGGCGGCAGGAGGGGGAGUCUGUAGAUCUCCCUUGUGAGCAGGGGGAGAAGGGCACCCCUCCGAUCGGCCUCUACCUGAAACGCACAGGCUUGGGGCCAGAGAAGGAAGUGAUGUUCUUCUCGGAUCGGCCACAAGUGAUGGACCCAGCAGACGAGGACCGCAUUCACGUCCACGGAAGCCUGAGCGCAAAUCUGCUCAACGUGACCAUUUCACAGCUGCAGCGCAAGGACACGGCACUGUACUACUGCCAGUUUGUCUAUAAUGGGCAUCCCAAAGACGAGUUUAUGGCGGGCAAGAAGUCGUUCUUUCUCUUUGUUGAAGUAGAAGGUAUCCAUUGCAGUUGUUCCAGCUACCCCCCUCUGUUGUACGCCAUCUCUGCAGCUGUGGGCCUGCUCCUUCUCAUUCUCAUCUGCUUGGGUGCGACACAGUGUUGCAAGUCAUGCAAACAAAGAAAACCGCAAACCCUGGUUCCUAUAUAUGAGGAAAUGGCAGGGGUUCAGCCGGCUAACGGAAAAGCCCCCCGCAGCCACCUGGAGACCCUGCAUCAGGAGGAAACAGACCACUCCAUGUACGCCUCUAUGAAUGACAACCCACAAAUCAAGCAGAGGCAGGAAAACCACUACGUGAGCCCCAGAGGGACGCGGCUCCCUCUGCAGUCCAGCGCCACGUCGGGGGAAGAGAAGUGAGCGGGACGCCGCCUUCGCAUGCCCCAGCCUCCUUUUGGAAGUGCAUGGCUGCCUGCAGAACACGUUCCCUCCAGAGCGCAGAACCAAAGACCCGGCUGUCACUGUCCAUGUUGCAGGAUUGCCGACUGUGCCGGCACAGCAAAACCAUGAACCCAGAGACACACCCUAGACUGAGAGACCUUAUCAGAGAGCGUCAGCCUGCGGACUGGUGUCCGUUUUUUCACCAUCCACCUCCUGUUUGUCAAGAAAUGGGAAGCAAAGACGCGCUAGCAUCUGCUGGGAGCUGCGGUGACAACUUUCAUAAGCCCCGCAGGCCCUUAGAGGAGCAAGUGUUCAGAGUUCAGA
Messenger RNA from Megalops cyprinoides (Indo-Pacific tarpon), 1346 nucleotides. RefSeq names its product cd7 antigen-like (gene cd7al). Gene Ontology annotation, cellular component: membrane. Gene Ontology annotation, molecular function: signaling receptor activity. The transcript is spliced from 4 exons. The record is from RefSeq and is a predicted model, not a curated record. NCBI's taxonomy places the organism in Eukaryota, Metazoa, Chordata, Actinopteri, Elopiformes, Megalopidae. Gene Ontology annotation, biological process: adaptive immune response. Bases 237 to 1001 code for a protein of 254 amino acids.